AUGACGGCCCCCGCGUACGAAGAUCCUGCUGACGCCUAUUCUAUACGUAACGAAGAGAAGCUACAGGUUUUCGACCACUAUUUAGUGUUCUUCCAGCUUACGUUGGAGGUCAAGCUGUGCUUACUUAGCCUUGAAUGCGCCUACAAUCAAGCGUAG
Phytophthora nicotianae INRA-310 is the source of this 156-nucleotide messenger RNA. RefSeq lists its product as hypothetical. The record is from RefSeq and is a predicted model, not a curated record. NCBI's taxonomy places the organism in Eukaryota, Oomycota, Peronosporomycetes, Peronosporales, Peronosporaceae. The transcript is spliced from 3 exons. Bases 1 to 156 code for a protein of 51 amino acids.